Molecule: messenger RNA, 1077 nt
Organism: Eimeria tenella
Lineage: Eukaryota; Apicomplexa; Conoidasida; Eucoccidiorida; Eimeriidae
Exons: 3
Coding region: 1-1077 (358 amino acids)
Source: RefSeq, a predicted model, not a curated record
AUGAAGCGCAGCCCUGAAGAGGACCCCUUGGCCUUCCUCGCCCGACGGAAGAAGAGCCGCCCGAAGCCCCACGCCAGCAGCAGCAGCAGCAGCAGGAGCAGCAGCAGCAGUAGCAGCAGCAGCAGCAGCAGCAGAACAGCAGCAAGGGCCCCCUCGCACCUUAGAAGGGACAGUGUUGCUUCUGUUGCUUCUUCUGCUCUUUUUACGGAGCGGCGGCGCCGUCGGCCUAGCGAGGGGGACUCUGCGGACAGCAGCAGCAGCAGCAGCAGCCAAGCAGCAGCAGCAGCAGCAGCAGGACUGGGCGGCCCCAGCACCCCCAGCAGCAGCCAGUCCUCCUUCCCCUCUUGGUCCCAAAACCUGGGGGGCCCCUCCCAGGGGCCCCCCGGCUCUCAGGGGGCCCCCGGGGACUUGGGGGGCCCCCCUCAGGGGCCCCCCGAGUAUACUGCAGCAGCAGCUUUUUCAGUCCCUUUUGGGGCCUCUGUUGUGCUGCCUCCAAUUCCCCCCAGAGACAAUUCUCGCUGUUUGCUGCUCGCCGUGCAGCUGCCUGCCAAGGCUCGGCUGUCUCUGACGGGGUUAGGGGGCGGACUAGCAGCAGACAGAGAACUCAUUGAAGCGCUCGAGGACCUCCUAGAUCGUAGCGUGGCGCAGUCGAGGACGCUGCCGGGCCUGCAGGGCGCACUUUAUGAAGCCUUUGGGGAGCGGCUGCGGCAGCUGCUGCUGCUGCUGUUUGAGGCCCACCCAGAGGGGGGCCCCCCGGGGGGCCCCCUGGGGCCCCGUUUGGGUUUAGCCCGGAGUGGGGCCCCCCCGUUGCUGGCGCUGCCUGCUGCUUCUGUGCGGAGCGACGCUGCUGCAGUGUUUGCUGCAGCAGAGACCGGGGCCGCGAGGGCUGCUGCUGCUGCUGCAGUUGCUGCUGCUGCUGCUGCAGCCCCUGCAGCAAACCACUCCCGAGUCAUGCAGCUGCAGCAGCAGGACCUCACAGAAGCAGCAAUUGUUGCAAGAGGAGCAGCACGCGCUUUGGUCCACGAAAUGCAGCAGCAGGCCGAGGAACUCGUGGAGAUCUGGCCCCUCAGAAGGUAA